This is a messenger RNA of Acipenser ruthenus (sterlet), 4890 nucleotides long. RefSeq names its product CCR4-NOT transcription complex subunit 3-like. Gene Ontology annotation, cellular component: CCR4-NOT core complex; nucleus; P-body. Bases 193 to 2958 code for a protein of 921 amino acids. Gene Ontology annotation, biological process: regulation of stem cell population maintenance; regulation of DNA-templated transcription; nuclear-transcribed mRNA poly(A) tail shortening. The transcript is spliced from 18 exons. Lineage: Eukaryota; Metazoa; Chordata; Actinopteri; Acipenseriformes; Acipenseridae. The record is from RefSeq and is a predicted model, not a curated record.
CGCCGGAGAUCCGUGAUGCGGGGGUUCCUGGCGGCCAUCUUGGAUCUGCAGGCUGUUGUUUGGAAGAGAAAAAAAUUAAAAUUAAAAUAAUUAAUUAAAGCAGAAUAAAGGAAAAUAGAGGAGAAAACGCUAUAAACUCGGCUGCGUUCAGUGUGUCUGAAGGUAUGAAGAAAUUCUCCUAGUGCGAGCGUCAUGGCCGAUAAGAGGAAACUGCAAGGUGAAAUAGAUCGGUGUCUGAAGAAGGUUACAGAAGGUGUCGAACAAUUUGAAGAUAUUUGGCAGAAGCUCCACAACGCGGCGAAUGCAAAUCAGAAAGAAAAGUAUGAGGCCGAUCUCAAAAAGGAAAUUAAAAAAUUACAGAGAUUACGGGACCAAAUUAAGACGUGGGUGGCAUCCAAUGAGAUAAAAGACAAAAGGCAGCUAGUGGAGAACCGAAAAUUAAUAGAAACGCAAAUGGAGCGUUUCAAGGUAGUGGAGCGAGAGACCAAGACCAAGGCCUACUCGAAGGAGGGGCUGGGCUUGGCUCUGAAGGUGGAUCCGGCACAGAAAGAGAAGGAGGAAGUGGGGCAGUGGCUCACUAACACGAUAGACACUCUCAACAUGCAGGUGGACCAGUUUGAGAGCGAGGUGGAGUCCCUGUCUGUGCAGACGAGGAAAAAGAAAGGAGACAAAGAUGAGCGCAUUGAGGAGCUGAAGGGCUUCAUCGAGAAGCACCGGCACCACAUCUGCAUGCUGGAGACGAUCCUGCGCAUGCUGGACAAUGACUCCAUCCAGGUGGACUCCAUCCGCAAGAUCAAGGACGACGUGGAGUACUACGUGGACUCCUCGCAGGACCCCGACUUCGAGGAGAACGAGUUCCUGUACGACGACAUCGACCUGGAAGACAUUCCUCUGCCCCUGGUGGCUACCUCUCCUCCUGGCGUCUCGCACAUGGAGGAUGAAAUAUUCAACCAGUCGAGCAGCACGCCCACUUCGACAACUUCCAGCUCUCCCAUUCCUCCCAGUCCAGCCAACUGCACCACGGAGAACUCUGAAGAUGAUAAAAAGCGAGGCCGUUCAACGGACAGUGAAAUCAGUCAGUCCCCAGUAAAGAACGGCAGCACCAGCAGCAGUACCAGUAUCCCCAGCUGUGGCUCCAGCUCUGGCGCCGUCAUCACAGUAGGGGGUGGAGGAAGCGGCAGCAACAGCAGCAGCGCCCUGUUUCCUGUAGGGGGAUCCGGGAGCAGCACCAGCAGCACCCUGCUGGGGAACAUCAUCACCUCGAGCUCCCUGUCCCACACUUUCAACACCCAGUCCCCCCACCAGAACCCCAAAACAUCAAGCACUGCCACGGCCGCCUCCUCCCUCUCCCUCAACAGCCCCUCGUCCCUCAUGCUGCUCUCAAACUCGGCAGCAGGGGGCGCCAACACCAACAGCAUUUCAACCGCGAUGGCCAACCUGGGUGUCGUCGGCAGCAGUAUCAUUGGCUCUCACAGCAGCCUCAUGUCCUCCAGCAUGCAGCCGGGCAUAAUCGGAAAUAACGGGGGCAACGGCGGCUCGGGUCUGGGUCUGGGGUUGGGUUUAGGGCUGGGGAAGUCUGUCUCGGGCUCCAGUUUGGCUCAGCUGGCUGGCCUGGGUCUGGGUAAUAUAACGGGGAUGGGUGGAUUGAGCUCCAUGGGUCUGGGGGGCCUAGGCAACCCCCCCACCCCCUACGCCCAGGCUGCAGCUUCAGGGAACGUUGGCUUGAUUGGCGGGAACUCUAAUUCUAACAGUAAUACCAUGAUGGGGGUGUCCUCGGGGGGGCACGGGCCGAUCGGCAGCGCCCCCGGAGGCGGGGGCGGGAGCGGGGGCAGCAGUAACGGAGGAUCUGGGAGCAGCAGCAGCAGCAGCAGCAGUAGCUCGGCCCAGGGGGGAGCUGUUGGGGAGAGGGAGAGGAGCGCCAGCAGCAGCAGCAACAGCACAGGCAGCUCCAGCGGGAUUCCCGGGAGGCCACCUAGUGGACAGAAACAGAACGGCGCCACAAGUUACAGUGCAGUGGUGGCUGACAGCACUCAGGACUCUGCCCUCAAUAGCACAAGCCAAUCACAGAGCAGCCAGCCUGGCUCACACAACACACCAGCCAAUGCAGCGAAGGAGAGUGUCGGUGGCUCCCAGUUACCCAGUGUGACUGGUUCCAGUUCAAACUCCAGUUUACUGGUCCAGAUGCCCAUCAACCCUCCCAGCUCACCCAGUCCCAGUUUCAGCGAGACCAAACCGAGCCAGAACCUGCUGAACGGACCUCUCAACUACACGCAGCCGGAGAUCAAGCCUCCAGAGCCCCUGAGCUCCUUGAAAUCGAUGGCUGAACGAGCAGCACUGGGGUCAGGACUGGAAGAGCAGAUCCCGUCACUGCGCCUCACAGACCGAGACCUGUUCUCCAGCUCCACAGCGCCCCCCGGAGGCCCGGCUGUGCCCCCGCAGACCCAGCUCUCGGAGGUGAACAUCCCUCCCUCACUGGGAGUGUGUCCGCUGGGGCCGGUGCCCCUGUCCAAAGAGCAGCUGUACCAGCAGGCCAUGCAGGAGUCGGCCUGGACACACAUGCCUCACCCCUCGGACUCGGAGAGGAUACGGCAGUAUCUGAUGAGGAACCCCUGCCCGACCCCGCCCUACCAUCACCAAGUGCCUCCACCGCACUCGGACUCUGUGGAGUUCUACCAGCGCCUGUCCACAGAGACACUCUUCUUUAUCUUCUACUACCUGGAGGUACAGUACUGUGGUACGAAGGCUCAGUAUCUGGCAGCUAAAGCCCUGAAGAAGCAGUCCUGGAGGUUCCACACCAAGUACAUGAUGUGGUUUCAGAGACACGAAGAACCCAAAACCAUCACGGAUGAGUUUGAGCAGGGGACGUACAUUUACUUCGAUUACGAGAAGUGGGGACAGCGCAAGAAGGAAGGGUUCACCUUCGAAUACCGAUACUUGGAAGACCGGGAUUUACAAUGACUGAGCCGCAGAAAUCCGGGGAAAAACCAGGAGAUGCACCGGAAUAUCGCAAUGGGAAUAUGAGCAAGAGGGUGGGGUGGGGGGGGGAGAGAGAGUGAACAAAGAAAUAACUGCACAGCUACACUGAACUAAACAGAGAACUCCAACUUCAGAGUCCGUUUGAGCAGGGAGACCACACCCGCCUGUCCUGUCUGUCUGCCUGCCUGCCUGUCCGCAGGGGAUUACCAGAAGAUGAACCAGGAGGAUUCGGAGGAGAGAAAGCUCAGUUUUUGCUCCUUGGUUUGUGUCCGGGAGGGAAAAAAAAGAUCAAAAAAAGUCAAAAUAUUACCGUGACGUUUAUGUGGUUGUAUUAUGCCCUUCUGCAGAAAUAGUAAUUUAACACUUGUCUUUUUCUGUAGUUUUCUGCUAAUGCUUCACUACUUGAUGUAGUUCUUUUUGUAUGUUGUUCUUGCUCGGAGUAGAGCCUGAUUUUUAAGCGUGAAUCUUAAACUGCCUUACCCAACAUUAGGUAGUCCAAGAUUGGUGCUAAUUGUACUCCUGUUUUUGACUGCAUAGACAGCGUUGUAUCAUCCACUCGACAAACAUGACAAAACAGAUUCUUGCAAUAUCUCUGCAUUUACCAGAUCAAGGCAAACACAGAAUGGCUUCUUUUUCAAUUCAAACGCAAUUCCAAUCAUUAUUACACUCCUUUGUAAACGCCCUUUUUAGCUUGGCAAAAUGUGCUGCUGGUUUAGCUGGGAAUGCAGGAAGUUCAAUGAGAAGCUCCAAGAAGUUUGAAUACAGAUGGAAGUGAAGACCCAAAUGAGUAAUGAAAAUGAUCGAAAGACACAAGCACCAAGUAAAGCAGCAUACGUUCUCUUCAUACAAUACCAGCAAACCCUUACAACAAAUUUAGCUAAGCAGAGGACUGAUUAAAUAUCCAUCCUACUUUAUCAAGACCCUUAAACGUCAGGUUACAGCAAACCAGCUUACUUUAUUAUUCCAAUUGGAACCGAGUGAUCGUCCCACUGCGGUGGAGAAUUAUGAAAGAUAGGACUCGACUCAAAAAUUAAACUCAAGUUAAAAACGUUUAGAGAUGAAAUCCAGUUUCAUAUACACGUUUUAUAGAGUGUAUUUUACUGUACGACAGAUCUUGCUCAGUUUGGGCUGUCUGCUCAAACCAUGCCAAUGAUGCCUCUUCUAAUACGAGACCUGCGAGUUCAUAACUGAUGAAUCAGAAAGCUGAGGCGGCCGACUAUUAAACUCUGAUUGUGCUUUCAAACGUUCUAGGUACAUUUCUCUUAAUACUUCAUUAAAGUUUGUAGACUGUUGGUUUCUUUAACCUCAGACUAGAACAGCUUACUGAGUAUUGCAUUAAUUCCUUUUUUUUUUUUUUUUGUAAAAUACUUGGGCAAGUUUUCAGGCAACCUUUUAUUUUGAUUUAUCUGCAAGUAAAGGAACAUGGCUUGUGUGUUAUGGAAGAACGUCUUCUGAAGUGAUCUGUUUAUUCCCCUAAAUCCAGUGCAAAUGCAGCACUACAGAAAACUGCUAAACAGACAAGCUGGGUACAAAACCGCAACUUUUGGGAAAGGGCAUGAACCCAUAAAAUAUCAAUGUGAAUAUUCUGACCUUUUUUUUAUUAUUAUUUUUCCCAGUUUUUUUUUUUUUUUCCCCCCUCUCAACGGACCGUGGAUCAAAAGUGGGUCGUCCCUCCUUGUUUGAGAGACGCGAUUUUAAAAAGAAAUAUGAAUAGCGAGGAAUUCAGCAAGAGAACGAUGGUCUUUUUGUUUUUUUGACAGUUCUUUUGUUUUUUUAUUUUAUUUUUUUUUUAAAUUCCGUUUUGGAAAGAUCGCCCGAAAAAAAUGAGGGCUAAAGAAAGACCACGUAAAUAAAUAAAUAACUGAAAGUAAAUGGCUGUAUCAUAAUAAAAGAGUUAAUUUUCAAAGACUUACA